AGUGUGGAGGGGAGGCAGGGUAGCCCCCGCGGCGCCGCUCCGCUCGAAAUCCCCAAAAAGGCAAGAUCAAAUCAAAUCAGAUCUCUCCACCCCCAGCCCAUCCAUGGCGAUCGUGUACGCCCUGGUCGCGCGGGGCACGGUGGUGCUGGCCGAGUUCGCCGCCGUCUCGGGCAACGCCGGCGCCGUGGCCCGUCGGAUCCUCGAGAAGCUGCCGCCCGACGCCGAGUCCAGGCUGUGCUUCGCGCAGGACCGGUACAUCUUCCACGUCCUCCGAUCCGACGCCGCCGGCAUCACCUUCCUCUGUAUGGCCAACGACACCUUCGGAAGAAGGAUCCCCUUUCUCUACCUGGAGGACAUCCAAAUGAGGUUCAUGAAAAACUACGGCAGAGUCGCCCACUCUGCGCUGGCUUACGCCAUGAACGAUGAGUUCUCCAGAGUGCUCCAUCAGCAAAUGGAGUUCUUCUCCAGCAACCCAAGCGCCGACACACUCAACCGUCUCCGUGGAGAAGUCAGCGAGAUACACACCGUCAUGGUCGACAACAUAGAGAAAAUUCUUGACAGAGGCGAUCGCAUCUCGCUCCUUGUCGACAAGACAUCCACCAUGCAAGACAGCGCCUUUCACUUCCGCAAGCAAUCCAAGAGGCUCCGUAGAGCUCUUUGGAUGAAGAAUGCCAAGCUUCUAGUUGUGUUGACAGUUGUCAUAGUAGUGCUGCUCUACUUGAUCAUUUCUGCUUUCUGUGGAGGCCUUUCCUUGUCAUCAUGCAGAUCAUGAGUAACACACCAGAUGGCUUUGCCCCUCCCUUAAAUGGAGGGUAGAACACCAUGGAAUGAUGCCUGCUGUGUUGAGCACCGGAGCUUCCGGAGGCAAAAAAAAAAGGAGAUCGAUGGAUACCACUGUGGUUUCCAGUAACUUGGAUCAGUUUGUACAGUGGACGAGUGGAGUUGGCCGUUGCUGUUUUUGAUGUCGCCAUGGUUGUGGGUGAACUCAAACCUUAAAUCGUGGUGUGCUUAGCAUCUUUCUUGGCGUGUCAAACUGUCGUUGUGACUUGUGAGGGAUGGGACUAGUGAGUUGGGUUUUGUAGAGUUACUUGGUUAUCAAUGUGCAGACAUAUAUGUAUGCCGCGAUGAGUGUUAGUACAUGCCUACUAUGGUUAUCGGUGU
This is a messenger RNA of Zea mays, 1161 nucleotides long. Its product is annotated as vesicle-associated membrane protein 714. The record is from RefSeq and is marked validated. Gene Ontology annotation, cellular component: membrane. Gene Ontology annotation, biological process: vesicle-mediated transport. NCBI's taxonomy places the organism in Eukaryota, Viridiplantae, Streptophyta, Magnoliopsida, Poales, Poaceae.